Exaiptasia diaphana is the source of this 4886-nucleotide messenger RNA. Its product is annotated as rhodopsin, GQ-coupled. The record is from RefSeq and is a predicted model, not a curated record. Gene Ontology annotation, cellular component: membrane. NCBI's taxonomy places the organism in Eukaryota, Metazoa, Cnidaria, Anthozoa, Actiniaria, Aiptasiidae. Gene Ontology annotation, molecular function: G protein-coupled receptor activity. The coding region runs from base 1408 to 2487 and encodes 359 amino acids. Gene Ontology annotation, biological process: G protein-coupled receptor signaling pathway. The transcript has a single exon.
UUUAUUUAGUACAACUAAAACUACUUUUUAGAUUAUUGUAUAAAGUAUACUUCUCGGGUAGCACUUGGGUAGUGAAAAAAGACAAUGCUUCCCACUUUUUUAAUUUUUCAUUUCAAUCAAAUAUUGCAUUAAACGGUUAAGAUUGUGGCGCCCAUUSUCUUAAAACGAUCAACGAUCAACCUUAAAGAAAUUGCAUCCCAAAGGCGGUUUAAUUUKUUUUAAAUAAAGUCGUCAACCCMSCAUGCCGCCAUAGGAGUUGCAUUUGRUGAAAUYACACAAUGAAACGUGUGAAUUAUUUUCUACCUUUGRCUUAGUACUUAUUUACAUCGCCUUUAUUCCCAACACUAUUGUCAAGCGGAUGUACGCUUCAGAAUCGAAUUAUCUGCUUGCUGCUAAUUACGCCAAUAUUUGAUAAUAAAAAGGUUCCCUUUCUUUUUUUCUGUGGUUAAAAUACGUUUUAGUCAUAUUCAAAGAAACCCGACUCUAUGGCAUUAUUUGAUCAAAUUCUCUAAAUUUACAAUCGCAUUGGGUAAAUAUGUCCCAUUUUAGCCACUUGAGAGGGGAUUUCGCCUGCCUGAAUAAACAUUAAGACCGAAGUCAAGUCCAGCAUCUGCCAAAUUAUGAAUUAUUCAUUGCACCUGCUAAGCUUUUUUUUCUUUAUAAAAUUCCAUCUCAAUGAACAAGAACGUCCCUGGGGUAGCUUAAAGAUCGUUGAGGGUUGUUGUUUAAAAGCGAUAUUUUUGUUUUCAGCCAAAGUCUUCCUGUGUAUCCUCACUGUAACACUGAUAUAUUUUUCACAAUUUGAAAAGCAAUUGACGCUACAUUGUAGGCUCGAGUGUAAAUGGCCUUUUGGUAACUUGGCAACUUGCUUGGGAAAGUUUUUGUUUCGUUUUAUCAUCUAUUCAUACAWUUAAAUUUUAAUGACAUAUGCGGUUCUUGUCAAAACACAUCGUAUGGUGCCUCGUUUUUGUUGGAUUGUGGGCAAUGGAGACAGUUUAAUUGGCUGGAAUAUAUUGGAUCAUUAUAAUUGUUAUUCAAGCUGGACCUCAUCGUGGGAUUAACGCAAUUAGACAAAUUGUACAAGGUUUUAAUCGUGUCGACAGUAAAACGAAAUCGAGGUCGAGAGUGGUGCUGAUAUCUUUUGAUAGGUAUCUUUGAGUGUCUUUGACAUACACCGCCUUGUGAGUGUAAUAACAUAUGACAUCACAAGACGGACAUCGCAUGGUAGAUAAAUACGGACAUGAACUCAUUUGAUCCCAUAACAUUACAGUCAGUGAUAUUCCAAGAAGAAGAGACAGCGAUUCCAAUGGGAUUGAUUACAUAUAUCGACUUUUAAAGGAUAUUUAAAACACUUAGCAAAAACUUCCAAUAAUUGAGUCAUUGUGCUCAGUUUCAGCUUUGACGAUUAUGACUGAUGCAAACCUAAACCAUACACUAGUGGUUUACAGCAAAGACGARUCGAUUGUCCAAGCGACGUCUCUAGUUCUUAUCAUGGUGGUGGCAAUACUUGCUAACGUGGUGAACAUUACUGUAGUUGCAUUCAACUACUCCAUGCAGACCCCGAGGUACAUGUUUAUCAUUAACUUGGCUUGCGGUGAUCUAGGGGUCACUUUACUGUCCAUGCCAUUUUGUCUUGUUACCAGUAUUGCAAGAGAAUGGGUCUUCGGAAGUGAGUUCUGUCAGCUCCAUGGUUUCUUGGGAUCGCUGUUCUUCUGUAUAUCAAUAUUUACCCUAACUAUAAUGAGCAUCGAACAGUAUUACGCGUUGGUAAAGCCUUUAUCUCGAGCCAUUACCAUCAAGCGUGCCUGGGGGAUGAUCAUCUUUGUGUGGUCUUUCAGUAUACUAGUAUCAAUUCAACCUGUCUUUGGCUGGGGAUUCUUCUCSUAUAACUCCAGCACCCUCGCCUGUGGUGUCGGCUUCCCAAGACGGUUAUCAGAUCGCAUUUACUUAUUACUMAUAGUAACAAUCGCAUUUCUAACUCCAUUGAUCAUUAUGGGCUAUGCUUUYGUCAGGAUUUUCCUUGCCGUAAGAAAACAUGCUAGUCGRAUAGCAAAAUAUACCAAAGGCGGAUUACAAGUGAUACGUCUACAAAGACGAAUAACCUUUACUCUGCUCUUAGUUCUUAUAGUAUUCUURUUAUGCUGGAUGCCCUUUGUCAUGCUCAUAGCUUUAGCAAACGUUAGGAGAGACGUACUACAACUACCUCGGGGACUAGGRGUUGCCGCCUACUGGUGUGGUUUCUUCAAUUCCGCAAUCAAUCCAAUAAUUUUUGUUAUCAGAAAUGAUAAAUUUAGAGARGGAUAUGUGGAGAUUUUGUCGAGUAUGUGGGAUUUUMUUCGMUGUAAAGGUCGAAGUGGUUUCGCAAAACGCGGUCAACGAAGAACAUGGGACCUUGGUCARUCGUUAAAAAAAGCAAGACCGAGUGUGGUGUUGUCGAACAUAACAGGUGUCGUCGCGCCACAAGAAYUAUUGAAUGAAGAAAAUUAAGCACCAAAAAUGUUAAAAGCCGAAACUAAGAGAAUCGUUGUAAAUUUACUUUGAUAAGAAAUUAAGACAGGUAUUUAUUGAUAUUGAAAUAAAAGAUAAAUUAUAAGGAAAAUUGUCAAGAAACAAAGGGAAACAUAUUGACGAAAUGUGCGGCAUUUCAAUUCGCGAAGACUUCAAUUCAAAAUUAUGUUUCUGAAUACGAAAAGCCGUCUUGAUUAAGGUUCAAUAGAAGAAAAAUCUGUAGGUGGCAAACAAACAACGGCUGGCAUGCAAACAAAUCUUGAUGAGCUGUCGUCUACUCGUACAUACUCUAUUCAUUCUAUUUUGAAACAUAUGCUCAAUGCUUUCUUCACCAUGUUUUAACAGCACUCGUGUUUGAUAACAGCACUGCAAAAUAAAGCUAAACCUCUUGGUUCAUUUGGUUAUUUAAUCGUAAUGAGACAAAAGCUCAAGAAUUUUAAACCACGUCAAUGUCAGAUAUUCUGACACGGCCUAAAAAUCUGUUUGCAAAUAUACCGUUAUGACACCGGUCAUUCCUUCGAAAAAGUCGCAAAACAACGCGAUGUUUCCUUUACUGAUAAUAGCUGGAAGCCGAGAAAGUAUUGAACCUUUAAGUGGCUGUCGUGUUUUCUUUUGUUUUGACAAUCCCAAGAGACCGCUAAUCUAAUUGAGGUCCUUCUAAAUCGGACUGAAAAGAAUGUCGUGGGCUGCUUUUUUUCGUUUGCUCCACCAAAACUGUACGUGUUAAAAGAAAACUGAGUUAAUACCUCUAAUCAGUUGCUAUUAUCAAUAUUUUAUUCUCUUUUGGUGCUAAUUAUUUUAGUUUUGAAUAACAAUAAGUAGUUUUUGACACCAGUCAACUCUGCAUUAGCCUAAGAGCAAACAAAUAGCAGAUAGAAGCGUCUUAAAGGUUUUAUGGGUGCUGCCGGUAGUUCUUUCAAAAUACCGAGUUUGUCAGUUAAGCUAAUGUCUCAAACGAUGCUAGCUCAGUGCUUUAGGUUCGCAGCCGCGCUAACGGUAUUCUAAUCCUUAUGCAAAAUAUKUUUUCUUCUCUUUUCCAAUUCAUUAYUUUUCAUCCCUUUCUUUCAUUUGUWUUAAUUUCUUGUUUUUAUAUGUUAUUCCUUUCGUCUCCUUUUCGAGGGGCAACAUGCAAUGGCGCUGAAAAGCCGCACUCAGCAGGUUCUCUUAGUUUCAGUUCACAUGUAGUUUUAUUGCAAACGAUAUUCUUUGUUUCACUUGAUCCAUGCUGAGUGGCAGUGAUAGGCAAUUAAAGGAAGAGGAAAAUGAAUUGAAUUGAAAAUUCGCAAAAACAGGUGGCAAGAAAGUUAAAAAAUGACAUGGAAUGAGUUUAGAAACUGGAGAAAACAAAGAUACAACAGAAAGACAGAAAGAAAAAUAUAAAAAGAAAAGAAAGAAACUGUGAAAACAAAUUUUAUUAUAUAAUUAUAUCUAAGAAAUACAUAUAUUUCUCUAGUCUUUCGAAAAGUUGUUAUUUUCACUACAUUCGAGGUUUCUAUAUAUAUUGGAAGUAAAAAAAGUACUUUAUCUUCUCGUGGUUAAAAUCWCUCAUURCGCUCGCUACGCUCACUCGUGAGAGAUGUUUUAUUCAGUACUGGAAUAUAAAAUCCGUAUCUCCGCGCGCCCAUGUAAUGUCCUCUAUUUGUCUUUCAUUAGCGUACUCUGAGAAGACAUCAUAUUGAUUUAUAUGUUAUGGUAAAACACAUAAUCGUCCGAGGCAAAAAGUCGGAAAUACGAYUUUCCUUUUUCGAGCACUUUCAUUUUCAUAAUGAGACCGCAGAGCGCUGAUAAGUAGCGAAGGCUACGCCACACGAAACUCAAAGGUGAUCAUGACACCUUUAUUUCAGCCAUCAUCUGUGAGUUAAAAGAACAGGGUCAUUUUAGUAGGAAAUUUGACAAAAAGGGAUCGUUAUUUGGGUUCCUUGUGUAAGAGGGUAUGAGGUAGGGUGCCCCUAGGCAGUAUCUCUUAGUUUAUAUACUCCCAACCUAUUCUUGGCGUGCAAGUUACGUCAUCACCGCCAUGUUGGAUGAAGAUCACAAAGCAUUCCUAGUUCGUUUCUCUUGUUCAUCCAAUAUGGCGGCGAUAGCUUUUUUCAGUCUUUAUUCUCAGGGGAUUCUUGGUCACCUGGUUGCACACCAAGAAUAUAGGGGCACCUUAUAUCAUGUAAACAACCCCUACCUUCGAGGAUGUAUAAAGAAAGGCAGGUUUGAAUUGUUUUAGGCAUGAUACCUUUACUUAGCAAGUGCAUACUAGGCAGUGAUGURGAAUUGUGAGCGAGUUUCCGCAAAAAAAAAGCACGAAGUCACGCAGUUGUGCGUCUAGCUUCAUUCAUACGCUCUUGGAGCGUGAAGUCGGACUAGCUGCUUUUGAAAAUUGAGAA